Chelonia mydas (Green sea turtle) is the source of this 2738-nucleotide messenger RNA. RefSeq names its product lysyl oxidase like 1 (gene LOXL1). Gene Ontology annotation, biological process: peptidyl-lysine oxidation. Bases 457 to 2283 code for a protein of 608 amino acids. The transcript has 7 exons. NCBI's taxonomy places the organism in Eukaryota, Metazoa, Chordata, Testudines, Cheloniidae. Gene Ontology annotation, molecular function: protein-lysine 6-oxidase activity; copper ion binding. The record is from RefSeq and is a predicted model, not a curated record.
GAGGAACGUCACACGAGCUGUCCUCAAACCUCUCCAAACUUUUCACAGCCUGUUGCUUAUUCAUUGAGAUCAGGAGGAGUAAAUCCAUCCAGCCCAGAGAGAGAGUGAGAGAGAGAGAAAGAGAGAGGAACAUCCCUGCUCGGAACAUAGCAGCAAUGUGAAAACCAUUCACGGAGAAGCCCUGCAAACUUUACUGAAGCCUUGAGACCAAAAGCGGCUCUUUUCCUCCUUUCAUCUCCCAAGUCAAUUCCACAUAUGUUGGCCUGGCCAUGCAGCCUGCGGGAGAGCUGUGCAGUUUAGAACAGGCCAGGAAUGGACAGAGUUAGAGCUGUUCACAUCAGGAAGCAGCGUAGAGGCUCUGGAGAGAGGAACAGCUGGCAGAGGCCAUCCAGGCUGCCUCUUUGGUUUGGUUUUGCAAAUACUAGCCAUUAAAUCAUCCGCUCCUCUUUGGCCACAAUGACGGCCUGUGGCUUGUGCGACUGGUGGGCUGUGAUGGGCUGUGGGAUCUUUCUGCUGGUCCAUGGGCAGCAGCCACAGAGCAGCAACACAGACGGCAAUCGGUGGAGGCAGAUGAUCCAGUGGGAGAACAAUGGCAGGGUGUACAGCCUCUUGAAUACAGGGUCUGAGUACGUGCGCGCUGGCCAGGAGCCGGCGGAUGGCAGCACCAGGGUCCUGCUAGCUGACACCCCCAGGAGUCAAAGCAGAAGGGGGCAGGGGAACCUCAGGAGGCAAGCACCCACCUUGCCAGUCAGGGUGGGCUCCGACACCAUCCGGGGCCAGACACGGCACCCAUUCGGCUUUGGCCAAGUCCCGGAGAACUGGCGGGAAGGUCCCGUCGGAGACAGCACCAGCUCCCAGCGGAUCAGGCCAUCCACCAGCCGGCAACGACAGACCAGCUCCUCCGCUGCCACCGUCGCGGCCUCUUCUUCAUUCUCACACUCCUCCUUUGGGCAGCCCUCCUACUCACAGUUCCCCUUCCCCCAGCCCCCUUUUGGGAACCAGCAUGAGCCCUACGAUGCCCAGGUGUCUCGGGGCUAUGACGAAGGCUACCUGUACUACCGCAGCACAGGAAACGGAGGGGGCGCUGUUGCAUCAGCUGCUGCUGGUGUCGGUGUCCUAUACCCCUUCCAGUCCAGGGCACGAUAUGAGGAAUAUGGGGAGGACCAGAAUCCCUACCGAGCCCAAGGCUACUAUCCUGCUCCAGAGAGGCCCUAUGUCGCAGUGCCCCCCCAGCCCCAGCCUGCUGAUGGGCUGGAUAGGAGGUACUCCCACAGCUUGUAUCAUGACACUAGCGCCACUGCGGAGCAAGGCUUCCAAGAUCCUUAUUCAGCAAGUCAAAACCAGCAGCCAAUGGGACAAGGGGUCCCCACUAUGGACAACUUACAGCUCAGCCCGGGGUCCCCUUUGGGGGCCAGCCCUGGGUAUGGAACUGACCCACGAUUGGGGCGAUACCCCCCUUACGGUAACAUGCCACUGGAGCCCUAUGUCCCACCCCACAACGUGGAACCCCAGCCACCUUUCCGGAACUUGGAUCCCUAUGGGGCUCCGCGACCUGAACCCUACCUUCCUGUGAGGAGCCCAGAAGCCCCGCAAGUGAUAUCCGACAACCAAGCCCGGGUCAGCGUGGGCAGUGUUUACAGACCUCCUCAGAACGGACGGGGCCUCCCUGACUUAGUACCUGAUCCAAACUAUGUCCAGGCCUCCACCUACAUCCAGAGAGCUCACCUCUAUUCUCUCCGCUGUGCCGCUGAGGAAAAGUGCCUCGCCAGCACUGCCUACACCCCCGAGGCCACCGACUACGACAUCCGGGUGCUGCUGAGGUUCCCGCAGCGGGUGAAGAACCAGGGCACAGCAGACUUCCUGCCCAACCGCCCCCGCCACAACUGGGAGUGGCACAGCUGCCACCAGCACUACCACAGCAUGGACGAGUUCAGCCACUACGACCUGCUAGAUGCGGCCACAGGGAAAAAGGUGGCCGAGGGCCACAAGGCUAGUUUCUGCCUGGAGGACACCACCUGCGACUUUGGGAACCUGAAGCGCUAUGCCUGCACUUCACAUACCCAGGGCUUGAGUCCCGGUUGCUAUGACACCUACAAUGCCGACAUUGAUUGCCAGUGGAUUGACAUAACAGACGUUCAGCCUGGAAAUUACAUCUUAAAGGUUCAAGUGAACCCCAAGUACCUGGUGCUGGAGUCCGACUUCACCAACAAUGUUGUGAGGUGCAAUAUUCACUAUACUGGACGCUACGUUGCCACUACAAACUGCAAAAUUGCCCAGUCGUGAUCCACACAGGGAGGGGUGCAUAACACCUGACCCCACCUCCCAACCCAAAUUCAAUGCUUUCAAGAUGGCAUUUGAGAUGUCAGCUUCUGAGGUGCACGAUACAGUGGGGCAUCAGACGUUUCUCCAUUCCAGCAGCCCCUGGAGACAAAAAAAGUAUUUCUCAAUUUUAAGAACAUGAGGGAAAUGAGAGUGAUUAUUUUAAAUAUUUUUAUACUUAACUUUUCUUCAAUCUUUGGGGCUUUUCUCUGUUUCCACGUGGAGUUUGCUGAUGAUUUAGGUUAAAUAAAACAAGGGUUAUUACUGUACCAGGCACUACCAAUAUCUGUAGAUUACAUGCUGUAUCGGUAGAUAGCUCUGUAGUCUAAACUGUGCCCUGCUGUACAAUAUGGGGCUGUAUUUUUGUGCAGGUUUGCUGGUGACAUUACAAAUCCUAACCCCCAGCCCCACAGUAAGAA